Sipha flava (yellow sugarcane aphid) is the source of this 982-nucleotide messenger RNA. RefSeq lists its product as uncharacterized. The annotation marks the transcript as partial. The record is from RefSeq and is a predicted model, not a curated record. The transcript has a single exon. Lineage: Eukaryota; Metazoa; Arthropoda; Insecta; Hemiptera; Aphididae.
GAUGAAGACAAUUUUGACUAUGAAGUUGAACUACACCACCUAUCAUCCGAAGAAACUGAAGAUGCUGAAAAAUUCUUUCCACCAGAAAACUUUGAAGAAAAAGAGACUGCUGAAGUUCAUGGAGAUCAAAGAGUUUGGGUGAAACCCAAAGUCGAACUUUUUACUGAUGACAUAAAAGUAGAAGUUCUACAUCCAAGCGAGUUCCAAUCCUAUCUUGAUGUUAAAGAUGAAAUUGAAGAACCAGAAGAAAAAAUUGAAAAGGAUUCUAUAAAUAUCGAGCCAAUUGAGAUUCCUUUGCAAAAAAUUCCUAUUCCAAGGCUUACAAAAAUAAAUGCCAACAAAAAAAUAAAAAAACCCAGAGGACGGAUGGGACGAAGACCUAGACCUAUAUUACCUAUGACCCGACCCAUAGUUUCAGCAACUACUCCUCACAUAGAACCAACUGCUGCUCCACAUCUAAUUGUGCCUUCCCCACAAAUGCCUGGAAUUUCUUAUCAAAUAUUUCUAGGCGAUAAUGGCAAAAAUCCCAAUAAUCAGGUUCAGUAUACCAUGGUACAAUCUCAACCAGUAUUCUUACAACAGACUUCUACAUCUGCUACCACUCCUUCAUCCGUAGUUAUUAGCCAACCUUCUAUGGUCAUGAGCCAAACGUAUCAAAUGACUCAAGCUCAGGUUCAGUCCGUUAAAAAUCCCAAAAUUGCUCCGAAAAUGGUUGGCCAAAGUUACUGUUUAUUUUGCUUCAAACUUAUUAACAACAUGAAUGAACAUUCAAAAGAGUGUUGGGCCAACCCUACUAGCAAAAAUAACAAAUUCAGAAAAAUCGCUCCAUCAACUCCAUUAUAGAUUAUUGAAUUGCCUAUGUAUAUGACUGGUGUAAAAGUUAUCAAACCUCUAACAACAAAAACACAAACAUGGUUUUUAUUAUUAUAUUAUUAUUAUAUGUUUAGGUGCUAAUUAUUGUACAAUGAUUUUUAUUUGACCU